GCUAUCAAGAAAUUAGAAAUGUUACUAGAGAUGUUACAUUUUGUUCAGCCUUUGCUAGAGACAAUAUAAUGAUUAAAUAAGAUCUUUCAUAAGGAACACUGAGGUGGGGUUUAAAUAUUUUUUUCUGCCCCUUCCCAGUCCCAUGGUUAAUUGGACAUGUGAGAAACACAGCAGUCUGAUUUUCUGCCUGAAAUUGGCAAGCUGAAGUCCCACUGGAGUACAACAGGCUGCUAAAUCAAACUUCAGAUUAGAAUUGAGAUGUUGCCCAGCAGUGGAGAUGUGAAGAUUUUGGAUGUGUCCAGGCUGACAGAUGAGGAAGCCAAGCAUGUGUGGCAGGUGAUACAGAGAGACUUAAACCUGCGAAAGAAAGAAGAGGACAGAUUAGGGGAACUGAAGACCAAAAUAAUGAAAGAGGAUACAAAGAGAGAACUUCUGGAAUAUCAGCCUAAACUCAGUGAUUCCCUCUGCAUCCGCUGUCUACAUCCUUUCAAAUUCCUUAUCAAUAGCAAGCGCCUCUGUCUGGACUGCAAGCUCUCUGUCUGCAAGUCCUGCAGCCGAUUUAACAAAAAGGAUUGUGGUUGGGUUUGUGAUGCAUGCCAUAUGGCCAGAAUCCAUAAGAUUGGCACACUGGAGUGGUUUCAUGAGAAUGUGCGCUCUCGCUUCAAACGUUUCGGCAGUGCAAAGGUCAUGAAUUUGCUUCUGAAACGUCUAACAAGUGAUCGUACCUGCUCUCAAACUGACCUAAGAGAGCCUCAAGACGAUGACACGCACAGCAUGCCUGAAGUUCACACUGGUUCUCUGUAUAGCCUGGAUGAUGAACAGUCUAAGAGUGCAGACAGACAUCACUUCAGCCUGACAAGAAAAGCCAGACGGUUGCUUCCUGUUGACCCUCUCGAUUUUAAUCUUGGCGUUGAGAAAUCUGAUUAUUCUCAGCCUGACUUCUUUAUGAAUGCAGGUAGCCAGGAGAAAAUCACUCAAAGUAGGGGCUCAGUAAAUGAAGAGAGCUGCAGCACAACCUUUAGGCAGACCCUGGAGAAUGGAAGUCAUGGCAGAAAUAAUGACAUGCUUCAGAUCAGCCAGAGAAGUCUGGACAGACAUUCUCAUUUUGAUGACUACACACACAACGAUCAGUGGAUGUCACAACCUCGUUCCCUCUCUAAAAUGAGCAUCUCCUCAGCGGGCAGCACUAACUAUUACCUUCACCGUGAGUUUUCUUACAGUCCGGAUGACUCAGAUGAGGACUCCGUCAUAUGCAGUCCUGCCCUUCAAAGGGAGCCUUUACCAGAUGAUGUUCCUCAGAUUAUUGAUCUCACAAAGCGUAUAUCAGCAAUCGAGACUUUUCUCAGCCGUCUGGAGCAGAAUAUGUUGUCAUCUGUGAGUGAGGGAACAACAAAACAGGUUGAACAACAUGAAGAGGAUCUAUCUGACCUAGAGGAGCUUGAGCUCAGGAAAAAACUUGAUGAACUUGCUGACAAAAUAAGUGACGAAGGUGUUUCUUCUGAUGAAGACGAUGCUAUAAAAUCAGAAAAUUCUUCAAAGAAAGGAGCUGUUUACUCUUCUUCAAUCGCAUAUGGAUCUUCAACUGAACUUAGGCCUGUAAGACACAACUGGCCUGUUGAAACAGAAGAGUGGAAAGUAAAGCCGGAUGUGGAUAAAUCUUUUAAAAAGCAGAGGAGGCCGAGUCCCUUUGAUGUCUGUAAUACAUCCAGCUGUGAGCUGUCACAACUGGAGAGUAAAGUAGCAAUGGCGGCAGCCAGUGUCCAGAGCACUCAAUGCGGGGUUACAGACAUUCAGAAAAGAAUGGCAGCUUUGAGCGCUGCAAGGAUGACAGAGGUGACCUCCCGCAGACGAGCAAGUCUUCAGCCAUCAAAGGUUUUGCAUGAAUUUCCAAGGAGAGCCAGCAAUGAAACAAGAUCCUUCCGGAAGCUGAGCAUCAUGUGAAGCAAGCAUAUACGCUCUUUCAAGUAUUUUUAGUGGGCCAUGAUAGAAGAAAGCCACAAUAAUACAUGAAUAUAUAUUUACACACGGCAUACUGUAUCUCACAAUUUUUUUGUAUGAAGCUUCCAGCGUGCAAAAAUAUUACAAAGCAUAUAUUUUUAAUGUAAGUAAUUUAUGUAAAAAAAACACAUGCUCUUUAAUUUCUAAAAAUAAAAAACACUUUGUUUUUAUACUAAUGAUAGUCAUGGCUAUAAACCUGUAUUCAUGGCAUCUACUUUGUAUUUAUAUAAAGUAAUGUUUUAUGCAUUUGUCCCUGUCAAAUAAACUUAAAAUAAAUAAACUACUGUUGUUAACAAUGUUGUGAAAGUUUAUAAUUUAAUCCUUUAGACAUUCACUAUGGGGCAGUUUCCCGGACAGGGAUUAAACUAGUCCUAGACUAAAAUAAAUGUAAGGGCUGUCCAAACUGAAAACAACUUGUACUGACAUAUCUUAAAAUACAUCAGUGCCAUUUGUUUUGCCUCAAAAUGCACACAAGUAAUGUUUUUAUUAAGAUAUGUUUGUUAAAAAUAGUUAUAUUUUCUAUUUAAACUAAGGCCUAGUCCUGGCUUAAGCUAAUCCCUGUCCGGGAAACCACCCCUAUGUGAUUAAUAUAUCUUACUUAAUGUUCUAUGUUUACUAUUUAUUAAUCUAAAUGUCAUUAUAUUAUUUCUAGUGAACCAUGU
Molecule: messenger RNA, 2660 nt
Organism: Paramisgurnus dabryanus
Lineage: Eukaryota; Metazoa; Chordata; Actinopteri; Cypriniformes; Cobitidae
Gene: mlphb
Product: melanophilin b
Biological process (GO): intracellular protein transport
Cellular component (GO): cortical actin cytoskeleton
Molecular function (GO): small GTPase binding; actin binding; myosin binding
Source: RefSeq, a predicted model, not a curated record